UGAAUGCCCUUGACCUUCGAUCCCUCAGGCGGCACUGCAUCAAAAACUGACAUUAAUGUGUAAAGGAUGUCAUCACAUGGGCUACCGACCGUGCUACCAUGAAACAAAGCAAUCGAACAAAAAUAUCUGACCCCAGACAUUCUAAACAAAAUAUCCCAGUUCUAGAACAAAAAACUGUCCAGGUUGAAGUAUCAGUGAUUACUGAUUAGUCCCAAAAUGGCAAAAACAAGUAGUUUUUAUUUCAGUGUCUCAUAUUGUUUGCUGUCAUUCUGUUUACAAGUAUAUUUUCCUUGGAAAUGUACUUAUCAGUGUUUGGAAAGGCAAAGGAAGGUGGCUGCAUUAGUCAGCAGUGUUUGGACUGCGCCUGCGUUGCGGUCCUGAGGAAUGUGCAUUUUAGGACAUGGUCCGCAUCCAUAAACCUUUCAUGAACUUGUAAUACAAUGUGGUUCUCUGGUUGGCUGUACACUUAGAAGCAUUACAUUUGUUGUUAUUGUUGUUCCCCAAAGAGGCACUUCCACGUUAGCCUUUGGUUUCAUGAAUAUUUUGAGCUCCUUCCACCUGGUGUUGCUGGGACAUGCGUCAUCUUUCCAGGGAAAAGCAAUUAAAUGGCUCUUUCUUUCUUUUCCUGGAAUGUUAACGGCGGGACGAGUCCAUGGUUUCCUUGUGUUUAUCUGAAACAAGUGUGGAAGAACAACAUAUCAGGGCGUACGAGCACAUGGCCUUUGUGGUUUACAGGUAGCUGUCUGGGUCAAGUAAACAUAUUGGGUUACUGGUUUGGCUUGUCUUGACUAGCUUAGUUAGAUGGGAGCCAGACCAAAUGGCUCAGACUUCAUUUACAGUGGCACAGCUGAAGUCCAAGGUUUUGUUUUUUCAUUUUUCCUCACAUUGGAAAUAAUAUCAAUUAUUUCCGUUUAACGAAAAGAAAAAAAAAAACUUCACAAUUUAGCAUUGCUUGUUUGUCUACGAUACUUGCUUCCGUUUGGGGCUCGUUUGGUUAAAUUUCAUAGUUGGUGUUCCAAAAAUCACUGCUUCAAACCAAAAUUGUUGACUUCCUGCUCCAGUCUGGGCAACGCUCCCUGAGACCUUUUCAUGUGUCCUCUUAUUCUUAUGAUAGACAUGUUGAGCUAAUUUCGUGUUGAUCGGUCAGACAGGUGUCGGGGGCUACUUUUUUCUUUGUUCAUUGGUUUUGGGGGGUUUUGUUCAAGGCCCCUAAAAUCCAUUUUCAUCAAGACACGUAUCUUGAGACCCCCAAAACAUCCUUUCCUAAUUCUAUAUGUACAAUUGUCUUUGACGCAAAUCACUGACAUAGUAAGUCAUGACCGUCUUAUGUAUUAGGUGACCAAUAUAGUUCUCAUUAGGGCCCAAACAUCGGUCGAUGCAAAGGCCCUCUUGGAAUUAUUGUUUAUUACUAGUCUUCGGAAGAAGUAAUCGGCAGUUUUGGGGGCCUCACCAGAACCCAUACUCACCAAUCUUUUCAAGCUUGUGUAUCUUAGUGAAAGUGUAUUUACGGGGUCUCCAACAUGAUCCCCCAAAACGAACUCGAAACUUGAAAAAAUUUGCCUCAGGCAUAAUUUCAAUGAUCGACACCAAAUCCUAACAGAAUGCAUUGAAAAGUCUUUAAGACCCUUGCCCGAAAUUGAACAGAAAAUCGGCCAUUGUCGUUUGAAGCAGCCAUUUUCUACUUUGACGAAUUUGAUAAUCAUUUUGAGGAUUUGAAAAGUUAGGAAAAAAAUUGCCACCAAUUACCAUCAAAACUAAAUUGGGUGGACAUGUGUAUGAUAACAGGAACCACGGAAAAGGCUGAAGGGCCUUUGCCCAAAAUUGAUCGACGUUUGAUGAUUUUUUUCGGGGGGGGAAAUGCAUAUUGUACAUGAGAAAUUAACAGUAAUUGUGUAUUCUGAUUUGAUACAACACCUUUAUCUCAAUUUGGGUUUAUAUUCCUUUCGUCUUUUUAACACACUAGGACAAUAAAGACUAUUGUGAUUGUGAUUCUGACAUGAGAGGGAAUUUAGAUAAGUUUAGUUAUAUGUGCCCUGCGAUUGGCUGGCGACCAGUUCAGGGUGUACCCCGCCUCUUGCCCGAAGAUAGCUGGAAUAGGCUCCAGCAUGCCCGCGACCCUUGUGAGGAUAAGCGGUACAGAAAAUGGAUGGAUGGAUAGUUAGAACUGGAAAGAAAUAGACGAUUUAAGGAGGAGACAACGCCGCCUCGGAGCCUAUCAGGUGUCAGUUACCAUGGCGAUGCUAGCAAGCAUGUCGUGGGAGGGGAACACGUUUCCCCCCGGGGAGCCUCCUUCUCAGAGUAUCUUGUCCUAUAGAAAAGAGACGGGGUGUGGCCUGUGUUUGCCCAAAUCUUUCUGGGAAUGUGCACACACACCAGUCACACUCACAACUGCUUCCUGUUUUGUCAACCGGUUCGGUCUUCCCUCGCACCAGGUGGAACCAGCAAGCCAUAAAAGAGGAAAACUCAAUGAUUUAGGGGAGGUGAAAGGGCUGGGACGUGUGGUGUGUCCUGUGUCAGCGGCCAUGGGGACCGGUGGGGGAUGCCUCUGCUGAAAUAUACUCACCAGCGCGACCAGACCGACCGGGAUCACUCAAUCACGAUGGACGCGGGGUCGAAACCCGAGCCCCCAAACACUGCUGAGAAGUAGACAGCUGAAGAGGGUGAAAACAGCAGCAUGGAGGCACUCAGGGACUCUUUUUUGCAUCUGAAUUUUCAGAUGUCAUCAUACAAGAGAGCCACGCUGGACGAGGAAGACCUUGUGGACUCCGCCGGUGACGAUGUCUACCAGUCAACACCCAUGCAGGUGACUCUUCGACAGGGUCGCGGCUUCUCGUGCUGGUCCGAGAGAACGCCAAGGGAGAGGUGGCUUCUGUUUCUGGUGUGCGUGCUGUGUGGGGGCCUGUUUGUUUCGCUCAUCACAACUGCCGUCUUCUACCGGCAGACACAUCCAGGCAUUUGUCUGACAGAGCCGUGCAUUGCCGUGGCCAGUUCCGUUAUGUCGGCCCUGGACCGCUCCGUGGAUCCCUGCCACGACUUCUACAACUAUGCCUGCGGGGGCUGGGUAAAGCGCAACCCCCUCCCUGAAGGCAAGUCCCGCUGGGGCCCUUUCAGCACCCUGUGGGAGCACAACAUGCUCGUGAUGAAGCAAUUAUUAGAGAACACGACGAUUAAAGGUCUGAGUCAAGCCGAGGAGAAGGCCCAACGAUACUAUCAGGCCUGCAUGAACGAGGCAAAGAUCAAGGAGUUGGGAGCGAAGCCAUUGCAGGAACUUAUCACGCAGAUUGGAGGAUGGGCCCUGACCGGAACCUGGAGCAAAGACAACUUCCAGGAAGUCCUCCGUGCGGUGUCGGCAAACUACCGCACCUCGCCGUUCUUCACCGUGUUCGUCAGUACCGACUCCAAGAACUCCUCCAGUAACAUCAUCCAGGUGGAUCAGUCCAGCCUGGGACUCCCUUCACGGGAUUACUACCUCAACAAAACAGCCAAUGAAAAGUAUCUGACCGCAUACCAGAACUUCCUGGUGGAGUUAGGGGUCCUGCUGGGGGCCUCCGAGAAGACGUCUCGCCUGCUCAUGGGGGAGAUAGUGGACUUUGAAACGGCCCUGGCCAACAUCACGGUGCCCGUGGAGGAGAGACGGGACGAGGAGCUCAUCUACCAUAAGAUGGAGGCCAAAGACCUGAAGAGUCUGGCUCCUGCAGUGGACUGGAUACCUUACCUCAACGAGGUGUUCGCUCCUGUGCCGCUCACCGAGGCAGAGCCGGUGGUCGUCUACGCCAAAGAGUACCUCCAGAAAGUGUCGGACCUCAUAACAAACACCAAUAAAAGCCUUCUCAACAACUACAUGAUCAUGAAGGUGGUAAGGAAGAUGGUGUCCAUCUUGGACCAGAGGUUUCAGGAUGUCGAGCAGCGCUUCCUAGAGGUCAUGUACGGAACUAAAAAGAGCUGCUCUCCUCGCUGGAAACUGUGCGUCAGUGACACAGACAGCGGCCUGGGAUUCGCUCUGGGCGCCAUGUUCGUCAAGGCCACCUUCAACGAGGACAGCAAGGCCAUCGCCGAGAACAUGGUCGGAGACAUCAAAAGCGCGUUUGAGGACAGCCUGAAGUACGUGAGCUGGAUGGACGCUGACACAAAAAGGGCGGCUAAAGAGAAGGCGGAUGCAAUUUACAACAUGGUGGGCUAUCCGGAGUUCAUCAUGAACUCCACAAGGCUGGACAAAGUAUUCAAUGAUUUCGAGGUGGUGUCGGAUCUGUACUUCCAGAACGUCAUGCAGUACUACAACUUCUCCGCCAGGGUGACAGCUGACCAGUUGAGAAAAACUCCAAACAGAAACCAGUGGAGCAUGACCCCCCCAACUGUGAAUGCGUAUUACAACCCCACCAAGAACGAGAUGGUUUUGCCAGCGGGAAUCCUCCAAAUGCCGUUCUACAGCCGCCACUGGCCCAAAGCUCUUAACUUUGGUGGAAUCGGGGUCGUCAUGGGCCAUGAACUGACUCACGCUUUUGAUGACCAAGGGAGGGAAUAUGACAAAGAGGGCAACCUGCGCUCUUGGUGGAAGAACUCGUCUGUGGAGGCCUUCAAGAAGCAUUCGCAGUGCAUGGUGGAGCAGUACGGCAACUACAGCAUCAACCAGGAGCCCCUGAAUGGUCGCCACACGCUAGGAGAGAACAUCGCCGACAACGGUGGACUCAAGGCUGCCUAUGAGGCUUAUGUGAACUGGAUCGCAAAGAAUGGUGAGGAAGCCAAGCUGCCAGCCCUGGGAAUGACUAACCACCAGCUGUUUUUUGUGGGAUUUGCACAGGUGUGGUGCUCCGUGAGGACGCCCGAGAGUUCGCACGAGGGCGUCAUCACUGACCCGCACAGCCCGUCCAGAUUCCGAGUCAUCGGGACCGUCUCCAACUCGCACGAGUUCUCCAAGCACUUUGGCUGCAAAGCGAACGCGCCCAUGAACCCCAAACACAAGUGCGAGCUGUGGUAAUGCCUCGCAAUGGACGGUAGGGAGAAACGGGGAAACUGACUGUGGAGGCUCACUGGCUGGAAGAACCAAUAUGAACACCUCGAUCCCCGUCAGCCUUUGUCACAACUAAAUGUGCCUGCUUUGUGUGGAGGAUCUCCAAGACGUUUUUCUUUACUUUAAAGGAAACAUAUUAUGCUUUUUUUUUUCACAAUUCAAAACAGUUCCCCAGGUGUCUUCAUCACAUGUCUGUGACAUGCUUUUGGAAAAAUACCCCAAGGAUCAAAAGUUAAAUACACUUUACACACAUUUUCUUGUCUUGCUGAAAUUAGCCCAGUUUAAGGGGUUCGCCCUGCUCAUGCAAGUGAGUGACAAGUAUACCCUCAUAUACUGUACUGCUGGCCCAGUGGCGAGUCUGGCUUUUGUUACCAUGACAACCAGGGAUAGCGCUAGGGGCUUCUUGCAUUCUUAUACUUGAGGGAGCAGAGUCCAGAGUGUAGGGGGAGGAAAAAAACCAAAAGUAUUUUCACUCAUGGAGGCAGCACUUCAUACACUACACUGUGUGUAUGUGGCGCAUCAAAAACACAAAUACCCCUCCACCGCCACCGCAUCGACAAAAUCGCGGAGCAAUCAAGUAUGUGCCCCUUAUCGACAGCGAACAAUAAGCUGUCCAUUUGACUAAACUCAAUGCAGCUCUGCUUACCUUUUGGCUUUGACAUGAUAGCAGGGGCGUCACACCCAUGGGGUAUGUGGGUGUUUCUGCAUGGUAGUGUUUCAGGACAGUGCUUGAAAUUGGCUCUAAAAACUUCACCCUGCUUAGCUACCAUGUCAUGGACGUAAAAAUGUUGUGUGUGGUUGUUAUAUAAAUGAGCCUAACUGUGACACUUUGAGUUUCAGAGAGUGUAGUUGCUUGAAGGUGACUCUGGAUUUUCACCCUGAUCAUGUCAUGGUUGGAGGAACUCAUGUGGGGGCGGUUAUGAUGUAAAUUAGCCCAACUGUUGCAAACAGCAGACAUUUUCAGAAAUGGCAGAUAACAAAAUAUUUACUUGGUUGUUUCAUUUCACAUUUCGGUGGGCGGGCACUGCAGAGACCCAACUAUUUGUACACAAGCCAAUACAAAAGGCAAUUUUCCAUAAUAUGUCCCUUUUUUAGGACUGCUGAGCUGUAAAUGUGCUUUUUGUUUUUAGAACACUGGAACCAUAUCUUUAAAGUUGAGGGAACAACUCUCAUGUCUUCUAAAAUGUCGGUAUUACAGAAUGUCACAUUGAAUGGCACUCAUACUAAGCUGCUUUUUUGUCCCUGUCACUUUGCGCUAGGGUUUCCCAAACUUUUGGUUCCCUCCAAAGUUAACCAUAUAGCACCUAUUGCCACAACAUAGACAUUUAACAUACAUGAAUAUACUACAAUAAACACAAACUAGCAAGCCCUUUGACAAGAAAUGGUGUGAUUAAUGCUCAGUAACCUAAGUGUGGGAACCUUUCUCGAUAGUGUGCUUCCUUUCACUUCUACAGUGGUGCCUUGAGAUACGAGUGACCCGAAAUACGAGCAGUCAUUCGGCCAAUACUUUUAUUUAUUUUUUCGCUCGUGAGUGUAUACUUAAGGCACUAGCGCUGCAUGGUGACAGUGAUCUCAUUUCAAGUCACUUCACAAUUAGCAGCAGUUUAGAAAAUAGCGAACAAUUCUUCUUCUUCAAAAAAAAGUCUUGUCUCAAGCUGUUUAACGCCACUCCCAGUUGGUUUACUGUCAAACAAAACAUAAAACCAAGAAUGACACAUUGUGUAUUUAAAACAAGCUCAUAGCUUUUCAUUAAGAAAGUUAGCUUAAUGCUAACAAACAAUGCAAAACGCCAUGACAUGCUAAUAGUUAGCAACCAUAGUCAGGGUUUUAGAAGCAACGAAUAUUUGAAUACAAACAGUGGCGCAACACGUGUAGAUAGAUAAUAUAACAAAUACUAAAGGCAUAUAUUUUUUAUCCUCUACAAAAGAUGACUAAUAUUACAGCAUCUUACUUAGUUACUUCCUGUAGUAGUACAACCCCAAUUCCAAUGAAGUCGGGACGUUGUGUUAAACAUAAAUAAAAACAGAAUACAAUGAUUUGCAAAUCAUGUUCAACCUAUAAUUAAUUGAAUACACGACAAAGACAAGAUAUUUAAUGUUCAAACUGAUAAGCUUUGUUUUUAGCAAAUAAUCAUUAACUUAGAAUUUUAUGGCUGCAACACGUUCCAAAAAAGCUGGCACAGGGUGAUGUUUACCACGGUGUUACAUCACCUUUUCUUUUAACAACCUUCAAUAAACGUUUGGGAAUUGAGGACACUAAUUGUGGAAGCUUUGUAGGAGGAAUUCUUUCCCAUUCUUGCUUGAUGUACAGCUUCAGCUGUUCCAACAGUCCGGGGUCUCCGUUGUCGUAUUUUACGCUUCAUAAUGCGCCACACAUUUUUAAUGGGAGACAGGUCUGGACUGCAGGCAGGCCAGUCUAGUACACACACUCUUUUACUAAGAAGCCACGUUGUUGUAACACGUGCAGAAUGUGGUUUGGCAUUGGCAUUGCUGAAAUAAGCAGGGGCGUCCAUGAAAAAGACGUUGCUUGGAUGGCAGCAUAUGUUUCUCCAAAACCUGCAUGUACCUUUCAGCAUUAAUGGUGCCUUCACAGAUGUGUAAGUUAGCCAUGCCAUUGGCACUAACACAGCCCCAUACCAUCACAGAUGCUGGCUUUUCAACUUUGGGUCCAUAACAAUCCGGAGUGUUCUUUUCCUCUUUGGCCCGGAGGACACGACAUCCACAAUUUCCAAAAACAAUUUGAAAUGUGGACUCGUCGGACCACAGAACACUUUUCCACUUUGCGUCGGUCCAUCUUAGAUGAGCUCGGGCCCAGAGAAGCCGGCGGCCGUUUCUGGGUGUUGUUGAUAAAUGGCUUUUGCUUUGCAUAGUAGAGUUUCAAGUUGCACUUACGGAUGUAGCGCCGAACUGUAUUUACUAACAUUCGUUUUCUGAAGUGUUCCUGAGCCCAUGUGGUGAUAUCCUUUACACAUUGAUGUCAGUUUUUGAUGCAGUGCCGCCUGAGGGAUCGAAGGUCAAGGGCAUUCAAUGUUGGUUUUCGGCCUUGUCGCUUAAAUGCAGUGAUUUCUCCAGAUUCUCUGAACCUUUUGACGAUAUUAUGGACCGUAGAUGAUGAAAUCCCUAAAUUCCUUGCAAUUGUACAUUGAGGAACAUUGUCCUUAAACUUUUCAACUAUUUUCUCACGCACUUGUUCACAAAGAGGUGAACCUCGCCCCAUCUUUGCUUGUGAACGACUGAGCAAUCCAAUCGUGGCACCCACCUGUACCCAAUUAGCCUGUUCACCUGUGGGAUGUUGCAAACAGGUGUUUGAUGCGCAUUCCUCAACUUUCUCCGUCUUUUUUGCCACCUGCCUGUCCCAGCUUUUUUGGAAUGUGUUGCAGCCUUAAAAUUCUAAGUUAAUGAUUAUUUGCUAAAAACAAAGCUUAUCAUUUUGAACAUGAAAUAUCUUGUCUUUGUUGUGUAUUCAAUUAAAUAUAGGUUGAACAUAAUUUGCAAAUCAUUGUAUUCUGUUUUUAUUUAUGUUUAACACAACGUCCCAGCUUCAUUGGAAUUGGGGUUGUAGAAAUACAUUUCCUUUUCAUUUGUGUCUGCAUGACUGUAUUAUACUGCUUCCCAGUGGCUGAGGUGGGCACACCAGAAGGAGCAGCACAAUGAAUCGGAUUGGACAAACUGUUUAAUGAUUUACAUUCGACUUAACUAUGUUAUUACUAUUUCAUGAAGUAUAAUAUUAAAGAGUGCUGGUUUUCCUCAUUAAAAAACAAUUUUUGGGUUUAUGGUAGGCUACAACGGAAUAAUGGCAUUUCCAUUCAUAUCAGUGGGGAAAGAUUAUUUGAGAUACGGGUGUUUUGAGUUGGGAGUGUGGUCACGGAACAAAUUAAACUUGUAUCUGAAGGCACCACUGUGUUUUAUUUAUGUUACAUUUUUAUAUGACACUGAGUUGGGGACCAGUGUUUUUUUUUUUUUUUUUUUUUUUGGGCCGGUUGAAAUAUGAAAGUCCACUUAAAGAGGAUUUAAAAGCCAUAUACAGAAUGAAUAGAAUGUCUAAUACAAAUAUUGAGUGAAAAGCUGCACUGUUCGGGAGUGGGGUAGUACAACACCGUCAGGCUGUUAUAUAUUUUAUCAGGAGAAUGUUAAGCUGAAUUUUUGUAUUUCAUGACAAAGCCAAUUUUGGUCUGAUUUGAACGCAUACAGAAUAAAUAAGAAUGGCACUCACAACCAAAACAGACCAAUUGUACCACUUCUGAUUUUAUGUGUAAAAUUAUUUUGCUUAAUAAAAUGAUCAUAAACAUA
Messenger RNA from Phyllopteryx taeniolatus (common seadragon), 9297 nucleotides. RefSeq names its product endothelin converting enzyme 1 (gene ece1). The transcript is spliced from 18 exons. Lineage: Eukaryota; Metazoa; Chordata; Actinopteri; Syngnathiformes; Syngnathidae. Bases 2675 to 4975 code for a protein of 766 amino acids. Gene Ontology annotation, biological process: peptide hormone processing. Gene Ontology annotation, cellular component: plasma membrane. The record is from RefSeq and is a predicted model, not a curated record. Gene Ontology annotation, molecular function: metalloendopeptidase activity.